AUGGUGAGCUCUUUCUGGAGAAAAACUACCUGUGGCCUGGCGGUACUGGUCCUGUGGUAUUCAAAACACCGCAGCGGGGUCGCCACCAACAUGCUCGUCAGCGAGUGGCUGGAAAAGAAGACGAAAGGCGACAAGACCGUGGUGACCGUCGCAAAACAUAAGACGGGCGACAAGGAGACGUCGCUCAUUGUGCUCGGCGCCGACCUGGCCGCCCUGAUGGAGAGAUACUAUGUGCCGGUGCCGUGUGCGAACAAAAAUGAAUCAAUUUUUUAUUAUAAACACGUGUGGACGAAUCGUUAA
This is a messenger RNA of Macrosiphum euphorbiae (potato aphid), 300 nucleotides long. NCBI's taxonomy places the organism in Eukaryota, Metazoa, Arthropoda, Insecta, Hemiptera, Aphididae. The record is from the annotation of a GenBank genome assembly.